Messenger RNA from Dermacentor silvarum, 18589 nucleotides. RefSeq names its product transcriptional activator protein Pur-beta-like (gene Pur-alpha). NCBI's taxonomy places the organism in Eukaryota, Metazoa, Arthropoda, Arachnida, Ixodida, Ixodidae. Gene Ontology annotation, molecular function: RNA polymerase II transcription regulatory region sequence-specific DNA binding; DNA-binding transcription factor activity, RNA polymerase II-specific; purine-rich negative regulatory element binding. Gene Ontology annotation, biological process: regulation of transcription by RNA polymerase II. The transcript has 7 exons. Bases 1156 to 1923 code for a protein of 255 amino acids. Gene Ontology annotation, cellular component: nucleus. The record is from RefSeq and is a predicted model, not a curated record.
GCCGGCGCAGACGGGUUCGCAGACGACAGGGCGUGAAGCAGACGACGGGAAGGGGUAAGGAGCAGCGCGGCCGUUUGGUCCGUCUGGCUCGCGGUUGUUGGUUGGCUGGACAGCGGCUGGUGGUGACGGCGGAGGCAAAGGCGUAGAGGUGGACAGCAGCUGGUGAUUUGUUGCGUGCAGUCGUUGCGAGUGUCCUCUAUUUGUUCCGCAUUGUGGUCAAGCUCGGAAGGAGAACCGUUUCGCGUCUGGUACAGGUAGCAGCCGCCCGGCCCGCAGUCCGUUGUUAUCUAACGGCGGCGUCCGGAGCGAGUUCUGAGUGGCUCGACUUUCGACGGAGAGCUGCUGCUCGUCGCCCGGCGGGACUCGGCGUGUGUUCGCCGGUUCGGUUGUUUCCGGGAGGACGACGUUCUGUUUAUUGCUAAACAAACCGCGAACAAGCGGGGAGUGGAAAUCGGCAAACGGCGGAUCCCACCAGCCACUACGCGAAGCGGAAGACGACGGCUACAACGGUGGAAGCCGAAAGCGGACAACAGUGCAGGAGACGGAUCGCGGCGGUCACUGCUGCUACACUGCGGCCAUAGCAAACGACGCAGCUGGAGCAGACGACGCCGGGACGCCUAUACUGUUUGAACAAGAAGAAGAAGAAAAAAAGACAUUUAAAGAUGGCGGAAGCAGUACCUCUGUAACGGAACCCGCCUCGAGUUCGCUUUGAUUCUGUCUCAGCGACACACAAACCUACGAUCCACGGUCGCCGGGAACGUCCGAUUCAAGAUUUAAGGAUGCUGCAGGAGGUAAACCGGAGCCUGAAGUAGGUGUGACCGAUUUUGCGGCAUCGAAACGACAUUCCGUAGACAUAACCGACGCCGGUGUGUUGCUUUUAUGUAUCGUGCGUCUGAAGUGGAGAAGGAGCUAUCACUCUUGACAAGUGUGGGUGACUUAUUGGAAACCAGCGGCAUUUGUUUAGAACGGUCAAAGCGUUAGGAAGUGAACAAAAAUUUUAAAAGAGAACAAGGCCUAUAGGAUUGACUGUACUACUGUCGAACUGAUAUACUUUUCUGUUUCUUUCAUUACUCUACUGUGAACUGCUUAAGGACAGUGUGCUUUUGAGGUCACAGCCGGACAAUUUUUCGAAAAAAAUCUCUCGAAGACGUCUUGAUGCCGGCCGGAUUCAUGAUGGAUAUAUCCCGCCAUUCCUCGUCGAGCGAGCUCGGAGGGCAGCUCAUGUCGCAAGGCGAGCAGGAACUGGCCACCAAGAUGCUCCAGAUCCAGUCCAAGAGGUUCUACCUCGACGUCAAGCAGAACCGCCGGGGUCGCUUUAUCAAGGUGGCCGAGGUGCAACAGGUGGGGGUAGUGGGUAGGAAAAGUCGUCUUCUCCUCGCCAUGUCGACAGCAGCUGAGUUCAGGGACCACCUGACAUCCUUCAGCGAACUGUAUGCCUCCUUGGGCCCCCCAAAUCCAGAGAACCUGCCUGAGGAUGGCAAGUUGAAAAGUGAGAUCAUGAUUAAGGACAAUAGGCGUUACUACCUGGACCUCAAGGAAAACUCCAGGGGGCGGUUUCUAAGGGUGUCCCAGACGAUAGCACGAGGUGGUCCUAGGUCCCAGAUUGCCAUUCCCGCACAGGGUAUGAUCGAGUUCCGUGACGCGCUCACAGAUUUACUAGAAGAGUUUGGCACAGAUGAUGGAGCUUUCAAAGGAGAACUACCUGAGGGGCGCCACAUGCGUGUAGAAAACAAGACGUUUUAUUUCGACAUUGGGCAGAAUACCCGAGGCAUCUACAUGCGCAUCUCAGAGGUGAAGAACAACUUCCGGGCGGCCAUCACCAUUCCAGAGAAGUCGUGGUCGCGCUUUAGGGACUCCUUUUCGGACUACGUCGAGAAGAUGAAGGAGCUGACGGAGAAGUCGGCCGCCGAGGGUGGCAAGUGAGAGCUGUCGCCUGACCACCCGCCCAGACAGCCACCGCCCACCCUUCGCUCCGGUGGCACCCCAGGGUCAUCUGGUGCAGCGACGACACCAUCGUGCUCCCCGACAUGCCGCACCGCCCUUGGGGGAAAGCCGCCCCGUGGUCUUUCAGCAUCGGCGCGGCGCACCGACCAACCAACUGGCUGACCAGAGAAGAGAGGAGGAGGGUGUGCGCGACUGUUGCGGCUUCUUCUCUCCGCGACGGGGUGCAACCGCUAAGCCGCGCGGCGGAGGUGGUCCCGUCCCAUGGCGCGGCUUCUCGACGUUUGUUUUUAGUGCACCCUGUGGUGGACAGCUGCAACGACGACGAGGACUUUUGACAAAAUGAUGCCGACGACGAAAAAAAAUAUGAGAUGAGCUUGGAAGACUUAGGCGACAAGAACUUUUUUCGAGAAGACAGAAGGGGGGAGGGGAAAAAGAGAGACGGGUGGUGGGGGUUGCAUGGAGGAAGACUGUGGUUGACUGUGACCAGUCGGUAUCGUGAAGGGCUGGUCGGUGUGUGCGUGUGUGUGUUGUUUGGGAGGCCAGUCUGCGUUACCAAAGGCCCCUGUCGGAGUCACCGAAUGGUCCCACCUGCGCCGACCAUUCGGCCGUUCCUGGAGGUAAUUCGACGUCGUAUGUCAGGCAGCACUUGUUUUGCGGCCGGUGUCGUCGUCGUCGAGGGCUACCUGGCACCGGGAGACAACGGUCAGCAUCAUCACAAAAGGCCACAUGGUGCCGUCGAAGUCGGCGAGCUUCGACGCCUGUUGGUUCGCGAGGCGGCCCUGCAGUUCACUGUCGGCGGCGGAUACCACUGACGACACUGGAGAAAACUCCGUCUUAGCUCGCCGUUUUUCUUUUUUUUUAUAUCGUUAUCAUGUUUCUAAGACUGUCAUCAUCUAUUGUUUUGUACUUUUUUUUUUUUCCUUGUUUCUCACUGUUCCCCCUUGCCAAUGCUCCCUGUGUGAGUCGUGUCCUGAGCGAUAGCAUGUUCCUGCUUUCCGUGAUAAUUGAGCCUGCGCAGCUGAUGUCCCGGUGAUGUUGCGCUGCUGCGCAGUCUUAUGCCUUCGGAGGCACUGCUCGGACAUAGCACAGCUGGGAAAAUGUGAGUGAAUGAGUUUUAAUGGCGAAGAGAGAAACCUGGCUCUGGGGGGAGCAUUGGCAAGUCAGAGUUUGCAAGGGCUCCGAGUGAGAGAGAGAGUGAGAGAAAGAGAAAGUGUGGAGAAUUGAAGGUUUAGGAGAGAGGAUUAUUUGGUGGCUCGUCACUACUCCAGUGCUGACUGGCUUUGGCACAGAUUUGUCAGUGUUGCGUCCAGUGCUCUCGAGAUUCUGUUCUCGGCGAGCAUUGCCCCUUUGGAAACGUUUGUUGACAUGGGUAUUCUAUGAUUCUGUGCUGGCGGCAAGCAUGAAAGAUCUGUGGUUUGCGCCGUGUGGUAGUGUUUCUCGACAUGCUUGCGCUGGAGACCCUGUGUGCACCUUUGAAAACUGAUGGCUGAAUGCUGGAAAGCGGUCCAUAGGAUUUGUUUAGUUAUAAUCCUCACUGCUUGGGAGAGUAGUGCUGCAUUACAUGACUAGAGAGGCUGUGUAAACUGGAAAGUAUCUUUUACAGGAUUGUGAAACGAUUUCAUCAUACAUUAUAUGUUGGUACAUGCACAAAGAACCUAAAGUUUUGUUCAAGAUGUAGUAGAGAAGCCAGACACGAUACAAAAAUGUUAAAUAACUUCAAUAAAAGAACAAAAAACAUGCAGUACAGAAGCAAUGUUUUACGUUAUUUAAAAACAUUAACUCAGUGAUCUGCAUGAAAGGAAAUUCAUUUAUCCAGUAAGACUUCAGAAUUGUUGAUUAUGCAAGAAAUUGUGUUCUGCUAAUGCGUGGUAUUCACCUAAAGUAUCUUGUAUCACUUUAUUUUGUUAGGUGAUUAUAUUGGGUAGAAUAGAAGUAAUGUAACCUUUUUUUCUUCUUCACAUGACCACUCUCAAACGAGCAGAGGUUGUGUAAAAGGUGCAAACAAAUUCAUAACUUGUCAUAAGCUGUCAUUGUCAGCUUCGCAAUAUUCCUUUUAAAUGGAGAACCAGGUCCUUGCACUGCAUUCAGAAAUGUCUUUGAAGAGAACAGAGGGUCAGCAGACUAGCAUUUGAGAAUCACUGUCUCAGGGCAGCCAUGUGAUCUUGGGACGAUCGUGAAGGGUGUACUGCGCACACACAUGCUAAUGCCUUGAAGGAGUACUGACAGAUGUUUUCAAAGCUGUAUUUUGAAAUUUCCCCACAUCAAAGGAUAGCACUCGGUAAACAGAAAGGUUGGGAAACACUUUAGGUAUUUUAAAUUAGCACUAAAGUAGGUAGGCCCCAACAUGCCAGAGCUGGCACCACCGAUGCUACCGUGAGGUCAUGUCACUGAGGAAAACUUGCUGACGUUGCGUAACUAUGAGGCUAGGUGUGAUGAUGUUGCUCGUAAAACAUAAAUAAACGCGAGUGCUGCGCACAUUUCUUCUGGUUGAACUCGUGUGUCUCAGUCAUAGCGAGGAGUACUUUUUGUUGGUUUACAGGGUUUCGACGGUUCACCUAACGCCGAGAAAUGUCGAGUCAGUAAUGUCGUGUUGGUACUCCUUUCAGCUCUGGAGAUGUGACGAGCCAUCAGGACAUGUGCCAGUCAGUUUGCCCGGUGAUACCCGAGUGAGAGAUGUGAAAGAGGAGUGUAGGCAAAGUUUUUUCAAAGGAAGGCAUGGCGGCCGAGCAUCACAGCCCUUCUUAAUGCACACACGUCACUGACACAGCCACUCGUUCGACGCACGUGUGCCUAAAGCGCUCCCGAUUCGAAACGCUUUUGCGGUGACAGUGUACUUCGAUGUCUCGGCACUCGGCACCUGGCUGCAUAUUUACGAGCGAUUUAUUCCUGGGUCAGGCUGGCAAGUUUAGGGCCACUGUGAGUGAGGGCAGUUUGCCUCACUGCUUAUCACUUGGCAGCUUGAUGCUGCACAGUUAAACAAAGUGUCAUUCGAAAUUGAUGGCAGGAGUGAUUGGGUGCCUGGAAAAGCACUCGUAAUAAUUGUUAGUGUUUGGAAAUGGGGUCCAUAAUGCUUCUUUCUUUUGUAUUUCUCAUGAAAAUGGCAUCCGAAGAAACUCCUCAGACAUCGAUACCAUCAUAUGCCUGGGCAAUCUUCUAAUUUGCUGAGCAUGCAAAGCACGAACACGAUAACGGUGCCCACCAAAAUUGAGCAUUGCAUGUGUAAGAUGGUUCUUUUUGUUGACUGAAGCGAGUGCAGUUGAAAUGGUAUACAAAAAAUACCAAACUUUUAAUUUUCUUCUGUUGUUGUUUACCUUAUUAAUGCUGUUGUCGAGGCUACACACAUCAAAAAAGGUAGAUGAGUGAAGCAGGUUCGUCAAAUGUACUCGGCUGUCAAGUAAAUUCUGCACUUUCGUGUGACAGCCCCCGAAUGACACUUGCUGGAAAUGACUCUAAAUUCGCCUGUCUAACAAGGGUAUUAGUCGUGCUUGUGCAUCGAGAGCUGCCUCUGGUGUGUGUGUUAAGUAAGGUCUGUGAUGUGUGGUCACAUGACGGUUGUUGUUUGCAUCGGCAGCUUCAUGCCAGAGGCUGACCGGUUUUGUUGGAGUUUGUUCAGAGUUGAUUGCAUUGUUGGAGGAGCAGAGAGUCAAAAGUCAUUGUUGUUGAUCGUCUGGCGCAAUGAAGUUUUUGUCUUUGGAUGUCGGCAGUGUUGUUGGAGAGGGCUUGGUGCAACAUGACAGUUUUGGUGAUGGAAUGGUUUGGCCGGGACUUUCAUUAGCCAUGGAAGUACCAGAGAAAGAAAGAGAAUUGGAUCGUUGCGGAAGUGCUCAACUGCUUGUGGAGCUGUAGACUGCAGUGUCAUUACUGUCCAGAGUUAAAAAACUUUUUUUUUUUCCGCCCUCCUUUUUUUAAGAGCUGGCGCAACAUAAGCAGCGAGAAUGAACCUCUCGGAACAGCGCUCUGUCGCUGCGAGGAGCUUUCAAACUGGGAGACGUUAUUAGCCGACCAACACAUAGCUUAGCGGCACCCCUAAUAUCUUCUGAUAUAUUUUCGCACCACUGAUGAGAUGUUUUGCCGAUGGCAUUGCGUCGUCAUUCGUGUGACCGUGUGUCUAGGCCUCGAGUAUAGCCUGAAGGUUUCAGACGUGGAGCGUGCGUUUUGCAAGGCUUCACACCUUGUGGGUGUUUCUCUCGCAAAGGUGCUAGAGCGGCCGAAGUCUGUCCGCGCUUAAGGCGUUCUGCGAAGUGUGGGUCAACUUGGCGUUUGGGUAGUAUAUACAGGCUUGUGUAUACACAUAGCUAUUUUCGGGUUCCUCUUGUGGUAUUUGAUCAUGCUCAUGAUUUAGAGUCUGCAUGCUUCCGGAUGCUGUUCCCAGUGAAGUCUUGUCUUUUCUAUUCUCUUUUUUUUUUUUUCAGGCACAAGCAUUUCGCUUCUUCUGUAUCAGUUCAGACAUAGCAAGUUGGUUGCAGAGACUUUGCCUGUCAGCUUUCUGAACGUUUGAAUUUUCGUCACAGUUGGCACAUAGUUAACAUUUGUUUGUUUUUUCACAUUGUGCCCACAAUUACAUGCUGCCGCUGCCUGUUUCUUGGUUUAUGUUCUUUACCGAAAGCGAUGUCCAUCACGUGACUUGUAGUAGAGUCCUUCCAGUCUUGUGGUGAAGACACUGGGUCACCCAUUAUGCGGGCCGUAUGUGUUGAGCGGCAAGUCAGGGAGAAUGCAGGGUGACGUGUCGUUCACACGGCAUGUCAUUUUAGCAGCGCGCUCUUAACCGAAACGUUUUCUGUGUGCGUUAAAGUAAUGCCAUACAAUUCCUGUUUGUGCUAAUUGCCUGUUGAUUCCGCAUCAUUUCCGCAAGAGCAUGGAAAAACGGGAGUAAAUAUUGGAAUGCAUGCAAAAGGUCUCAGUAGGGUUUGUACAUCGAACAGCCUUGGAGAAAAAGAAGAAAAAAAGUGAAAAGGACAGAUUGGAAGAAUAAGCAUCCUCUCUCUCUGAUUUGUCUGUCAUGAUACUUCUUUCCUCGGUGAAAAACAGGCUGGCAAUGGGGUGGCUGAAGAAAGAGUGCAAAAGUUGUGAAGAUUUCUUGUGAGCGGGCAGUGCUUUUGAUAUGUGAAGGCGUGAACAUUUUGCAAUGGUGUCUCGUUGUUUACGAAUGGUAGCGGUACCCAGACAUCGCGGGGAAGUGUUCUCAGAGAGAGGCAUUGUCGCCAUUUUGAAAAUUUGUUGAGGUCGUUGCAGACUAAAAAUUUGCUGCGAUGUCACCGAGUCGCAUUCUUUCAUAUUGUGCUAAGGCAUGUUUCUGUGACUUUUUUUUUUUUUUCACAAAAUUGGUGCCGUGAGCCCUUCGAUUGCUCAUUGCAAUCUGCCGAUCAGUAAGCAUCCUGGUGCAAUUCUCAUACAUUCGCUUAUCUAGCUUAGGUUCACCUUUCGUUGCUGCUUCAAGUUUGUUCCUGAGUUGGUCACGAUGUGCAUUUUCCUCUGCAAUGCGAUUUUGCUUGAAAUUUGUGCUGCAGAGAAGUGGUGCCUUUGUGGGCGUGUGUAAUAGACGCAAGAUAUUCUGCAAGCAGGUUCUUUACUACGAACGGGGUUGCUCAAAUCCAGGAUUGGCCACGAAAUUCUAAUAAAAGAAGUAGCCAAAAACUAACCAACCUGGCUAAAGGUGCAUAGGACUUUGCAAAACUUGUGUAGAUGCUGCAACAACUUCAUGCCUUAGCUUUAAAUGAAUGUCGCUACAUUUGUCCACUUCAGACACUGUAAUUGAAGCACUUUAGAGAGUUGCGUUACAUUUUUUUUUGUGUGUGUGUGGAGUUAGUGUUGUUAGUGUGGUGCUUUCUUGUUUCUUUAAUAUACCUAUUUUCGUUGAUAGUCCAUAUCAGGCUCUAAAGGUAAAUAUGCUGCAGUUUGUCUUUUGUCCGAAUUGACUGUUUGACCCCCUUAAAUGCAACAAAUUUCGAUCUUUUCAGUAAUUGCAUUUCCACACUUUGUAUGUUUAGAUGGAAGCAAUUGGAGUUGGCCUCAAACUAAAGCUUGUUCUUAAGGAAUUACGAGGAGUCGGACAGCUGCAGUGUUGAUUUUCAAUCAAGCGUCUGACAGAAUACCGGUAGUCUGGUCAGGUAAUGGCAUGAUUGAAUUGGGUCAGUGACUCAGCUUUUUUUAUCAUUGUCGAUGUGUUGUGCAAACUGUCCCUUGGCAACAAACAGAGCGCUGAUCGUGUAGCCUCGGUAGUUUCUGUAGGCGUGGCAGAAGUGUUCACUGAUGGAUGCAAUGGGAGCUGUGUCACAGAACCCAGCAAAGAUGCAACUGCUGGAGUUGGCGUUGGAGAGGCUUUUUUGUGUUCUGGUGUUUGAAAAGCACUGCCAUCCGAAGCUCUUGGAGGGGAUGAACAAGGCAGCCCUAGCAUAGCAGAUAGCUGGGCCAAGUAAGCCCAAUGUUGUACUAGUGUGUUGGCCUUCCAUGAGGGCAUAGAUGAUCUAACAUUAAGCUAGCAUUGACCAUGCUGUAAUAACGGGGGAUAUCUCAGCCAUUUUAUGGACACAUUGACUAUACACAUCUCAUGAUGGCCCUAUCUUUGGCCUUUAGUGGACUCUGUUGAGUUACAUAAAUUUGGAGUACAGUAAUCCAGUGCUAAACAUUAGCAGCAUGUAAUGCAAUUCUGGCACAUCAUUAGGCCAUAAUUGGUGUUGAUAGAUUAAAUUGGGCAAUAAUACGGGGCAAUCCAAUGCUGGCCUAUUCACGGGCCAGCAUUGGGCCUUGUCAGACUAUAUGUUGGAUUGUGCUGGCUUUUUACUAAGCAACAUUGGGCAUACAUAUAGCUAAUAUUGGUCCCAUGUUGGGCUUGCAUAGGCCUUGCUCAUAUUGCGUUUUGAGAGAGGAAGUCUGUCGAGAUGUGGUGACAGCUGUUGGGUGGUGACACAGUUGACAGCCUUGUUGGGACUUGAGAUGACAACCUUGUCGCAUGCGCCUUAAACUGCUUUACAUUGCCAAUCUUGCUAUUUGUUCUAGCAUUUUGCACUUAUAAUUAUUUUUUUUUAUUCUCACGAGUCUUGCCAUCCGAAAUGUGCUCUGCCCUGCUUGAUGCCCAAUCCACAAGAUUCCAUUUCUGUUGAGUCUUUAUUUUGGCGGUGAAUUUGAAUGCACUUGCAUGAGAUUCUUGGUGAAGAAAUUACACGAGUCAUCUGCAGGAAAUCACUACACCUUAGGGUCAGAAACUACAGUGAUGGCAGGACUUGAAAUUAUUGUAUUCACCUUUAACAACUUUUUUUUACACUGCUGUAUGAAAAAAAGCUGCUUCUCACACAAGUAUGACAGGGCCCCAAUAAUUCGCAUAAUUGAAAGUGAAGGUUUAGCUGUUGGCUUAGUAAACCUGAAUUACGCAGUGUAUUUCGACCUAAGAUUAGGGCUUCAUGUCCUCUGGUUAUUUAGGAGCUGCUUGAUAAUUGAUGCCUCGUUUAAGAUUCUCUAGCCGGUCUGUAAUGAAUAAAUGAAGGGUGAAGUUGAAGAAAAAAUGUUAGGGAAUCCAUUUUUCUUUUUUGAGCUGAUGCUUCCAGACACAUUCUAUGCUUAUUGGUACUGGCCGCAUGCCCAUUAAACGACAACAGUGCACCUUGCAAGCAGUUCUUUUUUAAUUGAAUUUCCUUUUGGGCAGUCUUGCCAUAUUCCUGAUUCAUUGUAGUGAUCGCAGACUACAGGGCAUGACCUGCACUAUUGAUUUGCUUUCGAUGGUCUUUGCUUUUCCCUUUGUUUUCUUUUUUUGUGCCUUCCCACAUUUUGUGAUGUGUUUUGAGCCCAAGUAGUAACAGAUGUAGCCACAGGGAGAUCGAAACAAGUCAUGCCACUGUUGACAGCCUGCUGCACUUUCAGACUGAUCAGGACCUGCUAUUUGAGGUGACCAGUGUUUGUGCCAGCGUCACUAGUUUCGUAAAAGCUCUGCAUCGUUCAGUUGGAACAGAAAAAAAUCUGUGAAUAUUACAUUGAUCGUUUUGUGGCGUCCAUCGGACUUUCCUCUGGGUGUGCACAUCUUUGGUAACAUGCUUUGCUGCAAGAGCUGUGGCACACGACUGGCAUUUGCAAGCAGUUGUCUUUGAUGUCUUUGCGAAUUAUGGUGUGUUCCAGUUCUUUACCUAAACGGAUAUCAUGCCACCCUCACCAGAGAGUAUCCACUUCAAGUCCUGUUCCAAUCCAAAUGAAAAUGGCACAGAAGAUGCAAAGUCUGUGAUAAAGCUGGCAGCAAGGUCAAGAACUCAUUUCUUCAGUGUCAGGCACUGUUUAGCCCGACGUUUUGGCAUGUUAAAGGCUUGUUGACAUGCAAUCAGUUUGAAUGCUCUUUAGGUGAGCAUCAUUGGCCUUUGGAAGACUCAGCUUCCCAAAAGGCAACGUGCGUGAGCCAUUAAAACUGCUACCUUCAAACUGCUUAUCCACUACCAGCCGUUGUCUGUCAUGACACACUUUGUGUUGCUGCAUAGCCUAGAAUAUGGAAUGACAUAAAUAAGUGCGAUUGUAUUUUGUUGGUUUUUAGAAAAAAAAAAAAGCUAUUUGAAAGUAAGAGCCUUUUGGUUAUACCUUCUUGUCAAAAAUUUUACACUGGGUGGCAAACACUGUUGAGAGUUGUUAAUACCACAGAAAGCUGCUUUCUUAUACAUCAAACGAGGCAGUGUUGCUUUCUGCAGCAAAUUCAGACACGGAUUUUGUUGUCCGCAUUCCACAAUUGGGCAGUUGUGUAUUUGCCACUACAUUAUUAAGCAGUCUUCAACUAUAAUGCAAGUUGCAAGUUAUCCGCUUAUCCACUUGUUGAAACUCCGUUUGUCCGCAUUCCGCUAGCUUUUGUAAUGCUGCGUGGAACUUGUGACGCUGGACUGCAGGCACAGACUAUUGCUGAUCCAUCUUGGUUAUUAACUAGAGGCCAGCUAUGAGGCAGCACAGCAGCACUGACAACGUGUUCUCCAUCUCUCUGUGCACGCUGUGUUACAGUUGAGCUUUGGCGCUGGUCAGCUCAACGGGUGGAGUGUAUUGUGCAGGUGUAGAGAGAAGAAACUUCUGCAUCACAGUCUGUAACAUGAAAUUUAGUCUGUGAGCUUGAACCCCAUUGUCAUGUCUUAAUUACUUAGUGCCGGAAUUCUCUUCUGCCCAUCGGAAGACUAUGUAGAAACUGAUACAAGUGCGUAGAAACGCGUUCUGAGGGAAAUGGUGGUGCAUUGCUGGCAGCCUUGGUAGCGUGCCUGCCAUUCACCUGCAAAUUCUUUUCUGCCAUCUGUGGGGCAGUCUUGUGUUUGGAGAUGCCCUUGGCACUUCGAAGCCUCAGCACCGUGUAUGCAUUGUUUAUAAACUAUCAAAUGCUAGUGCGUAAGCUAAGUGUGCAAAAAAAAAAAAUACUGUAACCUUGUCACACAGGACAAUAUUGUGCAUGGAAAUUGUGUGUACCUGCUGUGGCACCACUUUUGUCGAGGGAAAUCGCAUGUGCAAUCUGUGUUUCAUGUUUAGUGGUGAAGUGUCGGAAGUUCGCAGCUUGUUGCUGAACAUUGCAGUAGGAUUUCUAUAGUUUCUAUCGCAUUGAGAAUUUCCCGAGUGGGGAGAACACACGCGUCCCUCUACAAAACCUAGUUACUGAUGUCAAGUUCCACUGGCGGGAAAACAUUUGAUGUGGGCUGCACGAAAGAGCUCUGCGACUUCUGUUGCAAGCUGGCUAUCUAAAUGGUAACCCUGAGGGAAAAAAAAGUAAGGUUGUGCAACACCUUUGUGGUCAGACUUGUUCUCCGGCUCACCACUUUGAAAACAACUGAACCAGCAUGAUAUGAUGCCAAGCUCUUUAUCUCGGCGUUAAAUUUUAGCCAGUGGGAUAAAAAAAAUGAACCUUGAGUGAGUUAGACCUGGUGGCUAUAGAAAUUGGUUGACCGCUAAGUGUUGCUACUUUCCCAAAGCAACUUUCCUGUAAUGUCCAUUCUUACUUCAAGCAAGCAGUGUUGUUGUUUUAUUGGGUUAGCUCUGUAGGGUACGUUUGGCCAUUCAGAGAAUGCUCCACAACAUGAAACAUACUUCUUGGUGCCAUGCCUGAACUAGUGAAUGAUGUACAAGUUAUGCAUGUGCGGUAUGUUGUGUGCAUGUGCAAAUGUCUAGAAAGUGCCAAUCCCUAGGCAGCAAUCAAAGUAUGCAUGCUGAUGUUUUUGUGGUCUCUUGCUGUGAAAAUUCUGGAAGAAAAGGAAAUAUAUAUAUAUAAAUCUAUAUUGUGAUUGGACCACCCUUAAGGUAUACACUGAGCUGUCAGAAGAGAUUACAAAUUUUCACCGCAUGAAUAGUGAUAAAAAAAAAACUAUAUUACGCAGCCCUGCUUUGGUUUGAUCAGCGAGGUCGACGGGUAGAAAAUCGUUCAGUCGUUAACAUUUUAGACACAAAUUCAGCUCCAUUGAAGGGAUAUUAAGCAGGUGCAGUAUUCUUGGGCAAUCGCUUUUGAGGGUAUAAUCACUUUCAUGAGAUGUCACGUGACUCGGCAUUCGACGCGUCUGUAUAUCUGACUGAUAGGAUUUAUAUCAGUAAGAUAUACCGACACUACCACUGACUUGACACUAUUAGUCAGAUAGUGCCGAGUCGUGCACAAUCUUCCGACAUUGAUCGUAUCCUCAAGAGUGAUCGCUCAAGAAUACCACCCCAGAAAUACUAUGUCUGCACUUUUUAGUCAUAAUAACAAUUUUUAUUAGUUACCGUAAUUAUUGCGUUCAACAGCCAUAGCUUUUAAAUGGGCAGCUACAUUCAUUUUUUAUUUAUACAAUUUUAUGUUGCCAGAAAGUCUUUCGGCAAACACUUGACUACCUGAGCACAAUUCGAUCCUACGUGCCUCCUCUAGCUUUAGAGGCUACAAUGAAAAAAAUAAUAAUAAUUAUAAAUAGGGUUUGUUCUAAUGCAUGAAUAGACAUGACCAUAUAGUGAACAUGCACAAAGUAAUACAGUUCCUCUCUUUAUGUGCUCCCGAAUGCUGCGAUUAGAAAUGCCGUGACAUUCUGAUAGCAAGCUCCGUUGUAGAUUGACACCAACUUUCACCAGUCCACCCAGCUGCACUCCUCUCUGCCCGUUAACCUCGCCAAGUAUCUGCACCGUGUGCCUAUUUAGCAUUGGGCACCAUCCCUGCAUCUGUAUAACCAUGAUAGACUGCACACGUUGAUGUUCUCGUGUAUCUUGACUGCCCCAUACUGACAAAGCUGUACUGUGAUAUUAGGAGACUCCAUCUUGUGGAGAGCACUGGAGUUCCUCAAACAUUUUAUCUCCUUCUCUCGAAUCCGUCUGUUGUCACCAUGUUGCUGUCCAGUAGCCUCGCCACGUGAGAAGGGUUCUAUGGUAUUUGGCCGGGAUGAGUUGCGCUUCUGCGACAGUAUUGUGGUGUUGGGGGACAGCCUCUAAUUCGGCAUUUCCGAAACGCACCUUUAAAGGGUUGUUGCGGCUGUCAUGCACCCCAGUUUACCUGAAUGACGUUCUUUACACUGUGGCGAGGAUAUUGCGCGACUGCUUUUCCUGAUGAGCAGUAGAGCCCUUGUGUGGUGCAGCGACGUAGUGUGACCAUUGUGUCACAUCUUGGCUGUGCACUAAAAACCCCACUAUAACUCAUUAUCAGAUAUAAUGAACCGGAAUAUAGCGAGCAUGGAUAUAGCAAGUUAUUGGAUGUAACAGAGUAAAUCGGAAAUAUUUCUUGUCAACAUCGCUAUGUAGAGAAAACGUGCUUAUAACAAGUAUUGGAUAUGAUGAAGGUAUUCUCAUGUCGAAUAUGGUUUUGUUAAAUUGAGCUUGGACUAGUGUGACAGAUGCGGAAGGGGAUGUAAAAGUCCAUUAUGUUCCAUCUCCCGUAGCAGAUAUUGCAUGCUGUGCUGGCCCACUUUCAAAUCCAUCAGGUGAGAUGUAUACUACUGUAAUCAAGAGUUCGAUGGAGCACUGUUUGGUCCGGUAAAAACAUCAUUAGUACAACAGGUCACUGACCAAUGUCGAAAACAUGAAGCUCGAUGUUUCGGGAUCUGGACAGAUCCCGAAACGUCAAGCUGUGUGUUUUUCACAUUAGUUGGUGACCUGUUGUACUGAAGAUGAGUUGUAAUGAUGAUUUGCACCAACCGGCUCGCUAUUGCUUGCUGGUGCAGCGAGAUGCUGGUGGAAUGUUGCUUUACUAGUCUCGCUGAGUUUGUCGAUAAUACCAGGCAUUUAAGAGAAGCCUUAAUCUCAAUCCUGGCUGUAAAAUGCAAGGGCUUUGCUGCAACAUCAAAUUUACGUGUGCACUGGCAGUUUUUUCAGUGGGCUUUCAACUGGUUUCUAUCGACUCUUUACUGUCAUGUAUGAUUGGUGUUGCCAUCAUGCAUAUUGAAGCACUCCCUUGCGAUGCCACUAAGCAGUAUGUGUUUGACUGCUGUACCUAUUAGCGUGCAUGUAUGGUUUGUAUGUUGCAUGAAUGCGUGCGUACGUGUUCGUAAUGUGUAACCAUAGGCAUAGAUGUGUGUGCAUGUGAUGAACGCAAUGCUGCGUAAAUGUAAUCUCUUUUGUCUGAUGCAAAUUCUCUUUUUGUUGACCCACUGCCCUGCAUGUUUUGACACCAACAAGCACUGUUUGAGGAGCUCAAGCAUCAUGUUCCUGCUACGUAGCCUUGUUUUGCUAAUCGAGGAGGCAUUCACGUAGUACUGUUUCUGAGGAAAACCACUGUUCUGUACUUUCCUUUAUUAAAGGGGCCCUGCAACACUUAAAACUUGAUGAACGAAAAAAAACCUACCUGGUCGCUUGGUCGUUGCCCUGGACAACUGAGCCAAAUGAACUAUGCCUCUGCGCACAGCAGGUGGAAAUUCUAAUCGUAAGGUUGCUCAUUCUUGUGGUUGCUUAUCCUUAACGUUGAUCCCCUUUUCAAGGGUAUAAUGAGCUUUGAGCUAUCAUUUAUUUAUUUAAAUGUACGUUGCAGACAUUCCUCUGAAGCACUAGGCCAGGGAAAGCCUUUUGCAUGUUAUGACAAAUUCUGAUAGUGAAAAUAUUUUAGUGACAAAAACAAUGAGAAGACUUGCAGAAAUAAACCCAAUAUGCUAUAUAUUUGAAACAAGUAAAGGAUAAGUGAAGCAAAAGGAUACAGCAGCAAACAAUUGUGUACCUACUGUACUAUGUAUCCAUCGGCAAAGAAGCAAAAGUCUACAAAGCACAUCAGCAACACUGGAAAGACGAGCUGUUAGUGUUGCCCCUUGGUAUGUCUUAAUAGGUGUUGACAGUUUUUUUUCUUGUUGAUAUUUUCUUGUAAGAAAUGAUAUCUGGAAGGGCAUUCCACAACUAAUUGCCACAUGAAAGCACUGAUGAAUCAGACAACCAUGCUGCCAUUGGUUUGCAUGGGGCUGAAAUGAUUAUGUAUGCUCGACGUCAUGCAAGGUGACUUGAAAAGGGUGAGCUCAAGACAUUCUAAAGAUGAGACGUGAAAAUAUAUUUAGAAUGCCCUUCAGGAGCAGGGAUGGCCAAAGCAAAGGAGAAAGCAAACUUUACUAUAAAAGAGUGGAUAACAAAACAUCUAAAAAAAAAAAGAGUGGAUAACAAAACAUGUCAAAAGGCCCAGCUGUAGGCAUGCAUGCAGAAAGAAGAAUUUUCUUUUGUGGAGACUUAUGCCAACUGUGAAGCACAGCUCGUUGUGUGUUAGGAGUACCAAAAAGACAUCAAAACCUGUGCUGCUCCAUGGAGGCAUUUCACAAUUUUACCUUGCCGAAUGCAUUGGAAGAACUUUUUUGAGGCAGAGAUUUGAGAGGUGAUGUGUUACCGUAUCCAGGGCAUUUCGAAGCUUUGUUAAAAAGUGCCAUAGGGCCCCUUUAAAUUCUACAAGUUCUAGUUGUUACUUGUAACUUAUAGAUAAUCAGGGAGAUAGUGGCAUAGUGGUACCAUAGCAGAACUAGGUUGCCCUAUUUCAUCAAUAAGUUGCAGAGCCUUCUGUUUUGUGUUCUGGGUAGUGGCUAUUUUUUUGUUUUGUCACAUGUGCAGCGAGGCUUGACUAACAGGCAUGAAUGCAUGCGCAUGUAAGUGCUUGGGAUCCAUGUCUUGCUGUGUGUUUGAUGCCCAGCAGGUUGCACAUCUGUCUCUGGUGGCUCUGCGGGCAAAACAAUUUAGCUAGUAUAAGCCCAAUGAAUGGCUUGGAGUGGCCGGAUUUCCCUCGGAUAAUUAGAACAGUGUGGGGCCACAGCAGAGUACCUCGUUACCAUGUCCAAAACUUGCUUGCAGGCCAAUGUUGUUAACUGCAGUUUUCUGUCAUUCGGCCUAAACCUUGUUCUGUAACAACGCUGAUGACAUUGAUGCUUGAAACAUAAGUUCAAUAAAUAUCAAGGGUGUUUUGUUCCGGCUAGAAAGAACAGAAGGCCACUUAAUGACAUGCGGCCUUUGCAAAGUCUUGGGAACCAUGGUGCACUAUGCACUGAAUGCUUGCCUUGUCGUGCAUUGCUCUUUCUGUUGGUGCAAAACUAUACUAAGGAUGCGGUAAAUUGUGAAACGUACAACGGUUUGAGUGCUUUGUGCCUUUUGCGUCCCCUGUGUUUUGCUUAGGAGGGAAUAUAGCGGGACCCCGCAGGGAAUCUGCGAGCCAGCCCAACCCAGCAGAUUACCUUGUAACAUUGUUUCAGUGUUCUAGUGGUUGUCAUGGCGAUAGGUUGAGCAUGUCUUGUGACCAGGUUUGAAUUGAGCAGUGUAGGACAUGCAAAGAUGCUGGGGGUGCGUUUUUGACGCUCGCAAUAGAGGAUGUUAACGGCGUCAGUACUCUACAUUUCGACGUGUCUGGGUCCAUGCGGGCGGGCGAUGGUGUUGGGACAUUGAUUUUUCUUUCUCUGUGUACUUUCUAAUCCCCGCAGGCGAGAAAGCUUGCACAAUCUUCUUUUUUUUAAAUAUAUUUUCACAGUUCUGGAGAAACGUGAUUUUCAACGUAGUGAAACAUGUCCUCAUAGGCAGGUUCAUUGCGUGAAACUCUGUUUGGGUGAACCCCUUUCUUCUUGUAAAGUUCUUGUCGCAUUGCACGUUCCUCGUAUAGAGCAAAGCAGAACUCUGCUGUGCAGCAGAAAUGUGGACAGUGGGUGUCUUCCUAGCAGCUGACGAAGGUGAAAUGAAAAUAUUGUGAAAAAGAAAAAAAAAAGAAUACAGUGUUAUGAUGAUGUGCAGGGCGUCCAUCCAAGGGGAAACACGGCAUCAGCACUCGUGGGAGCUUGAAUUUCAAACAAAAUCCUGUAGACCAACCUGUCCUUGGUAGAUGUCCACAUUGGGCACCGUAUUGGCCACUUGUUUAUUCGGUUGAGAAGAAGCAUUAGGUUGCCGUGGAUACUAACUAAGGUCCAUAUUCACAAAACUUCUCUUGGGUAGCUGCUGUCUGCUGUUGGCCAUCGCCGUGUCGAUCAUCUCGUCGUCAUCGCAAUUGCUAACUUGAGUGGCAGGUGCCUGUAGGCCAGCUAGUGUAAAAGCAUUCUGUAGAGAAGUUUCGUGAAUGCGUGUCCAUGUGUUUUCCCCUAGAUGUAAGCUACCCAUGUACGCCUGUACACAUUUCAACUAUAGAACCUUGCGCCGUAAGUGUGCGAGCGUUUGUUCUGUUUAAGAGCGGGAGGCUCUGUACAUACAAAACUCUAGGCGAGUGCAAAGGGGGGGGAGAGCAGGAGCAGCACCAUUGGUCAGUUGCAGUUUGCUUCAUGCGCCAAUGGGAGCACGAAAACAAAGCAAAAAAAAAAAAAAUGCGUGGCGACGACAGAGUUAAGCAGGUGUGUGCUUUCUUCUUGAAUGUUGUUUUUACUGCCUCAGCUGUGAAUUGCCAAGGCCUGUGUUGUUUGUACUAGUAAAGAGUAUUUGUGCGUUCUUUCUCUAGGAUGAGCAUCGCGGCCUCCCCACAGGUGGUGGUGGGGUGAGGGUGGGGGUGGCCCGCUACAAGAGCAAUCAGUUCUCGUGAGUUGUCUCGUUGUUGGCGCCUUUGUUUACGUGUCCGAGGGGUCAUCUGCAAACUUGUGUAUGUGCGUUAAUUAGCCAGCACGCGGUGAAUUUGAUCGACAGGGGGGAAGAGGAACACCUCCAUGCCUCAUAUGUAAUGUCACACCAUGACUGAACUUGGUUUUCCAGACAGAAGACAAAGUAUUGCAUUUUUUUUCACCACUCUUCUUCUUGUCUGGUUGCUUGGUACACUACAGGAUGUGAUUUGCAUCCAUCACUGCUGUGCUCAUGGGGCAAUCUGUCAGAAUCGUUGCUUGUAAUUUUAUAGAACCAGCAGAGACACUUGUCGUGUCGACUUGGGAAGAAGUUGACCGAAAACGUCGAGUGGGCUCGAGCUCGGUGCGACACACUCGCAGGUUGAGGCAACCGUCCAAAGCUAGCAGGCGACCAUUUUGCAUCUCUCUCUGUACUGUCGGUUUCAAAAAGUUGCUCCCUCCCCCACCAAUGGUUGUUUGCUGCAGGCCGACAGGUUGCCCAAAGCCUGUACCAGUGUCGCAUGUCCCAUCAUCGCCUGCUUAAUUUUUUACAGAAAAUGGGGGAAAAACAAUCUUCUGCAGCGACUUAACGUCUUGAGAAACAAGGUGACAAAGAGCCAGCAUUAAAAAAAAAAAAAGAUGUGCAUGACAACACAACCUCGGACCGAUUCUGUUCGGUCGUUUAGAAGAAAAACAAAUGACACUGUUGGAUUUCCAUAAAUAAAGACAAACUUCAUUAUGCA